Molecule: messenger RNA, 1869 nt
Organism: Macroventuria anomochaeta
Lineage: Eukaryota; Fungi; Ascomycota; Dothideomycetes; Pleosporales; Didymellaceae
Exons: 2
Coding region: 1-1869 (622 amino acids)
Source: RefSeq, a predicted model, not a curated record
AUGAGGCUUUUUGGCGCAGAUGUUCUCUGCACGGCACUGGUGCUGAUCACCUGUGUCAAUGCCUUCUCUUUCGAACUCUCAAAGCGGGCUUUGAAGUUUGACGAGUCCUGUAACACCAAGUAUGGAACGCUUACCGCGAAGCAGUUGGUAGACAAAAGUAUCGAAUUCCAGCCCAAACUAGCAAAAGCUGGUAAAGACAGUCUGGACACUCUCAUUGCGGCACUCGAGUACCAGAGUAAAGCUCCCGGCGCCAAGAAGCCUUCCGCCAGUAAAAGCGAACUGGACAAGAUCAUCGCUACCUACCGCGUUCUUUUUGGCGAUAUCCAGGCAAAGAACGACGAUGGAACGCCGAAUCCUAACUUCAGGAAAGAGGCAGCGGACCACAUCGCCGCCAUCAAGGUCACGAGAGACUCACUCAACCGCAUGAUGAAGCCUGGAAACCCGGAUCUGAUCAUCCAUUGCAAUGACGACUGGCUCAGCGAAAGAGGUCCAAAGACCGCGGCACCCAAGCCUACUGCACCACUGAGCUCUGGCUCCAAGUACUUCUACGACAUGGACAGGAAGCGAUGGGUCAGCGUUAAAGGCGGAAAGCCUUGUCAGGGUAACAAAGCUGCGGUCACCACCAUGAACAAGAAGUUAUCUGGGGCGUCUCGUGAGAAGGGCCCGGAAAGGGUCACGUUCUGUAAGGAUUAUUUAAAGCGGCAGCACCAGCUCGAGAAAGACAAGCAGCCUCAUCUCUGGGACAUCUCUACGACCAAACUUCCGGAUACUUUCGCAAUCUACACACAAACUGGCAAGAAAGACCAGACUCUUCCUUUCCAUAUAUCGGCUUUCGGCAAAAAGAUCGGAGCGAAGUGGUUUCACGAAUUCAUGCACACCGAGCUCUUCCACCCCGACUUGAACAAGUUCGCAGACAAGAAGGUGCCAGACUCGCAAGGUGGUACCGGCGGACUAGCAUACGGGUUUGAUGGCGCUGUCGGACUCGCUAAGCAGAAGGGAGGAAAGAACAUCGCCGAGUCAUCACGCAACAUCGAAAACAUUCUCUAUUGGUCUUUGGCAAUGUACUACGACAAGUGGUUGUGGAGCACAGGGAACCCUGAAGAUCCCAGUAGUCUGACUACUCCCUCGGUCAAGUCUGCCAGUAUUGACGAAGAAGAAGAGUCCCAAGUGGAAGCGGCAGCGAAGGGAGGAUCAAAGAAGACCACCAAACCUGCAGAUCCACCGAAAACUGAAAAGCCUGCUGAUCCGCCUAAGACAAGCGCUGCAGUGCCACCUCCGCCGCCGUCUUCUCAAGCGCCUCCUCCACCGCCAGCAACGUCUUCAGCAGCAGCAGCAGCAUCACCAGCUGCUAGCUCGCAAGUUGCACCACCCGUCAGCUCACAGGCACCAGGCUCCAAGCCUACAUCAGCACCUUCCAUCAGCACUCCUGUAUCUGGAGCAUCUACCCCCGUUUCGAGCUCCGAUAUCGCAUCAAUCAGCAGCCUCCCCCACUCUUCCUGCUCAAACACACUCUGCACCCUCCCCUCCUCCUCCGCCACUCCUACAUCCUCCGAAGCCGUCCCCCAAGAAACCUUUGAAUCCGAGCCCAUGAACGCCGGCUCCAUGACCGCGGACGAGAUCAUUGCCAUCGCCGGAUCGAUUGCUUCGGAGCAGGUCGCUGCAAUGGCGUUGUGGGACCAGGCGCUUGCGGAGAUGGGGCUUCCGAGUGAGACGGUCGAGGGCGACCCGACGGCAAGUUUGGGCACGGGGUUGCCGAUGGCGACGGGUAGUGCUGGGGGUGCGACGAACGGGACGUGGGAGAUGCCGGUAUUGAGGGCAAGGGGUGGUGAUGGGAGGAGGGAGAGGAGGAUGUAUGAUUAUGCUAGCUGA